ACAGCACCUCAGACAGCAGUAUGCUGUUGUCGGCAACCUUCCGUUUUGGUGUAGAGUGGGACAGGGAGGGGGCGAUGCUACUGUAGUCGAACGGUGGGACGGACGUGCAGUUCAGUUUUUUGGGCACGCAUACGGUGCUGCAGGGAUUUUUAGGUGUACCUCUUCGGGCUCUUGGAUACCUGUUUCUCGUAAUUACAUGUGUGCGUGUUCUUUAGAUCCUCAGAUGGCUCUAGCACUUUCGUGACCACGGGCUGAGAGUCUUUGCUAGAUUUUGGCAUUUAUCAACUGACGUACGGUUUAAUGUGAAGACAACAAAAACAACAACAACUCUCUCUUCCUCAAGCGCGAGCGCACUCUGUGUGGGUUUAUUCAUCCCUCUACACAGGAUAAUCACGGCAAUCCAACCUCCCACCCAGCUAGCUGUGAGCGAUUGCCUCCUUUUUGUUCCCUCUCGGUCGUCAACAAGUUGCGUCAAUAUCUCUAGAACCUUGGUUCUGCACGACUCCCUGCCCCCGAAGAGAAUAUUAUUGAUACUCUGUGGAACGCCCGGAACUCGGGAAUCGCGCCGCACGGAACCGCUCGUCAGCUUCCUCCGCGUCGCACAGGAGCACCACGACGAUGUUCAACCAAGCAACACGCUUUGCGCUGGUGCUGGUGCUAGCCGCCUGCCCCGCAGAUUAUCAUGUGCAGGGGAUAAACUUGGCUGAGCAUGUUAUUGGUUCAGUCCGGCAAGGAGCGGUGGGCCGCGGCGACAUAGCUGCCUUCGGCGCCAUGCGGCCGUCCGCCAGUACCUGUUUGUCCCGAGAGAUGGGAGGACGAGCAACACGCAGAGGGUGUUUAGCUGUUGGGAUGAAUACCGGGGGUGAGGUGUCUACUGCUACAGUGCCAGAAUUUGAUCUGGCAGAGAAAACGGUUGAGGAGCUAUGGAUGAGGGUAAAGAAGCAGCUCAUCAGCGUGGGGAAAGGCGGGAUAAAGCCGAGUCACGUGCGAUCGCUCAACUCCCUGAUCGCCGCGCACACCUUAGUCAAGGUCAAGGUGAAUAUUCCGAAUGCCGAUCUGGAGGAGGUGGGACUCGAACUUGUCGGAAAAGGAGGCUUGAAGUCGGGGGGAGGGGACGGAGACGAAGCAUCCCGUGCCGUGGGCGUUUCCGUCGUCACGGUCAACCCGAACCAGAAGGUAAUCCUGUUCGCGAACACGGAUUUUUUGGCCUCUCAAGCGAGAGGAGAAACAUUGUAGUACCUGUGCAAGGCUUUUGUCUGGCAAGGCGGAGAGGGGAACGUCGGGUGUAGUGAACAAGGAAGGCUUGGUCAGCAGGGUGGUACACACACGCCCAACAGUGAGAGCGCCAUGGUAGGUUUGGUCAUUCCAAUAAUAUCAGCAGUAGCGUGGACAUUCAUGCUGGUGGAGUGCUUUGUCGCAGAGGUUCGAGGCGAUUGUGAGAGACUGGCGGUAGUUUGACAAUGGCCGCCAAACUGUGUCGCAAGCGAAAGACGGUGUUGAACGCGCGAAGAGGGCGGGCAUCACAGCUCUGGUUGUUGUUGAUGCCAGCACGGCGGUUGGUCGUUUCGAGAAUAUAAGUAGUUACGGUGACGUUCGUGCUUCUAGAGUACUUCGUCGUAGAAACUAGCAGCAUUUCGACUAUGCCCUCUGAGCUUUGUUGCAGAACAGUGUUGAAACCCGAAAAGAGGGAGCAUUGCAGGUUUGUUGUUAUUGAUGCCAACACGGCGAUUAGUAGCAAAUGUUUCAUGUUUUUCGCUUCCCCCCUGGGCAGAUGUUGCAUUCAUUGCUGGUAUUGAACAUUGCCACCUCGCCCAACAGUGCGGAAAAGGGGCAGUUUCGCCCUCUGGCAGCCCGUUGACGCGAAGGGACUACUGUUGGGGGACAAGGACGAUCAUCAAGCUGCGGGUACGCUUCCCAGUCUGGUGUUCAUCUUCGCAAUGCUUUCGGUGCUUGAAAUGGGAAAAAUACCAAACUCAUUCGGACGGCUGGACUUUUCCGGCGUCUUCUCAGUGCUGGCGUAUGGUUUUACCGCCAGAUGAAAUGCGCAUUUAUUUCCAAUCAGGUCGUGCCUCCGAACACGGUUCAGGGUUGGGAGCGGGU
This is a messenger RNA of Ectocarpus sp. CCAP 1310/34, 2100 nucleotides long. Lineage: Eukaryota; Phaeophyceae; Ectocarpales; Ectocarpaceae. The record is from the annotation of a GenBank genome assembly.